Molecule: messenger RNA, 681 nt
Organism: Opisthorchis viverrini
Lineage: Eukaryota; Metazoa; Platyhelminthes; Trematoda; Opisthorchiida; Opisthorchiidae
Exons: 6
Coding region: 1-681 (226 amino acids)
Source: RefSeq, a predicted model, not a curated record
AUGUGGUAUUCCACAACGGAUUCGGUUGAUCGAAAAGUUGAAAGAGAUCAAAUGUAUGCACCAUUAUGGACAAAUUACCAAAACCUCAAUCAGAAUACUCAAAGAGAGCCUAUAACCGGAUUAGUAAACCAAGAAACAGGAAAAUCCACGGAGUCACAUCAACAAAGGUUACAGAAUGGAAUCCAAAUCCAGACUGUUUCCGUCAUCGCAUACGAAGAGCCUCAUAUUGACGAACAAAAUACCACAAAGAUUCGUCGUGAUUUCGAUGUUGAUCAACUCAAGGAGACCCAGAAAUUCCUAUCCCUGAAGACUACUGAGGCUGAUAAUUUCUGCUCAGAUUCACAACGAGCUGAGGACGCUCACCACAUUUCAUUGUUCACUGAUGCAACCAUGCCUCUUGCUGAAGAGUCUUGUGGGAAGGUAACACAGUCGGGGAUAACUGCCACACUGCUUGUCAACAGUCAGAAGGCAACACUGGAUGCAGACGAUGCCAAUACUAGUACUCUGACCGAAAACUGUCACUCUAUUUUAAAGUGGAGGUAUUAUUAUGGAUUAGAACGUUCGAUGCGAACCUCCGGUGAAGCAGACUGUAGUAGCUGCUUCGGUGUGUCAGAGAGUUUGCGCGUGUGCGUGUCCGUUCGUCGUUCCACCAUCGAUCUGACAUGUGACUUGAGUGGCUGA